AUGGACUCCAGCAAGAACCAAGACCAGAAGACCCAGGUGGUCCCCAACCCCGACCAGGGCAAUCAGGGCUCCGUGACCGACAAGAUCAAGGCCGCCUUCCAGCCCCACUCGGCAAACCCGGGUCCGGCCAUUCCGCAAGACUUCAAUGCCACCGAGGAGGGCACCAAGGAGGAGCGCCGGGCCAAGGCCCAAGAACUGAACAAAUAA
Pyricularia pennisetigena is the source of this 207-nucleotide messenger RNA. RefSeq lists its product as uncharacterized. The record is from RefSeq and is a predicted model, not a curated record. Lineage: Eukaryota; Fungi; Ascomycota; Sordariomycetes; Magnaporthales; Pyriculariaceae. Bases 1 to 207 code for a protein of 68 amino acids. The transcript is spliced from 2 exons.